CGCGCAUUAACAGUCGAGAAUCCAAAACAAAAUGUCAACGUAACGGACGAAUUUCGUCGGCGUCGUGCGGCAAAAAAAAGAAAGAAAUUAAAUUUCGAUUUAUUUUUGUGCGCGCUCGAAAGGUUUUCGUAUAUUCUCGGCGUGAGUGCCAAAAAAUAUAUAAAAAUAAAACAACAAAAGAAUUAAUGAGCCCGGCGCCCGGUUCUAGAUAUUUAUAGUAUUUUUUGAAAAGCAGCAGCAACAACAACAAAAGUGUCAAAAAAAAUCAUAAAGGAAUUAGUGCAAAAAGAGUGAAACUAAAUUGUAUAAACAAUUGUAAAGCAAACGUGCUUAUUUAAGUGAAUUUCGCUCUAGAAAGUGAACUGAUAAGACGUCUCUUAUCAAUCAACACAAUAAUAAUAAAAAAUAUCAAAAUUCGUGCAGAUUAUACAAAAAGUCGAGAAGCUAAAAAAGAAAGGCUAAGCGAAAAGGGAGCAAAGUGAUAAUUUAAACAAAUAGCUGUCACACAUAGUUGCGCCAUGAAGAAGCCAAAAUAAUUAACCAGGAAUCAAAGUCAAAGGCCAACAGUAGCUCAAGUGAGAAAACUAAAGACACAGGGAGACAGAGUGAGAGAGGAACGAACCCGUUUUCGGGUAGCACCAUCAAAAGGCCAUAAAAGACUGAGCGAACGGAAGUGGGCAAUUGACUGGCAGUCAUGACGACGUCGGUGCACCAGAAGCGUCCCAUCAUCAACUGGUUCAGCUCGCUGCGCCGCCAGCCCAAGAGCAAGAAGAGCGGCUCGCUAAGCGGCCGCAGCGUCGGCAGCUUUGGCAGUAAACAGCAAUUGCAGCGCAGCUGCUUUGAUCUAAGCACCAACGUCGUUGGUGCCAACACGCCAACAGGUGAUGGCGCCGACUUGCCUGGCAGUCGCAGCAGCAGCAGCAGCACCUUUUACAUAACAGCGCCCUCGACUAAGGCUGAGGAGGAUCGACGCCGAUUGUUGGGCAAUGCCAGCAGCAGCAGCAGCAGCGGCAACAGCAGCAGCACCACCAUCAGCAGCGGUGUCUGUGCGCGCUGCUUUUGCAACCUGGGCAGCCUAGUGGGCAAGAAGGAGUUACCUAAGCUUCACGUGGAAGACAAACCCCCGUCGUCCCCGCCAACCGUCUCCACGCCACGCUCACCCCGCUCGCCCUCGCUGUCGCCAUUCACCAGCGUGGCCACCUAUAAGGUGACCUCGCUGCGUGCCGAAAGUCCACCGCCAGCGAGUCCCACGCUGAGCACGGAGACGGUCAGCUGCAGCGAUGUCAGCCGCAAGGUGGAGCUGCUGCGUCUGCCCAGCGAGGACCCGAACACGCAGCUCUUCAACAGGCGCUCCGAACUGACCCACACAACCACCACAACAACAACACGCACUCUCAUCAUAUCGCGGCCCGUCGAGCUGUUGCUCAAUGAGCGUGGCGAGAUCAUCUCCAGGCGUCCGCCACAGGCACCACGCAAAUCACGCUCCAACUCGCUCGGCUGCAUGCUGGACGUUGCCGAGGACGGUAUCGAUAACGAGGCACUGCAGCUGGAUUCAGAGACGGAGACUGUCAACUCGGGGCUGAGCUCGCCGCUGACACCAGAGGCGAGCGACUUGCGCUUCAUUGAUGACAGUUCCAAUUCGCAGAGCGAAUCCGAGCGCAACUCAGUCAGCCAUAACAACAACAGCAUUGCCGACAACAACAACAGCAGCAAGCAGCUGAACAACAAUAACAACAGCAGCAGCAACAACAACAACAACAACAACAAUAACAACCAACAGACGAAUCUCUGCGAGAGUUGUCGAACGCUCAUGGAGCGCAAUCGCAACAAUGCCGAGCAGAGCAACGUUGCCAUCCUCAGGCGACCGCAGCAAAUCAAAGAUGAGCUGUGCGAAGUCGUAUCGGAAAUGGAAGCGCUCGAUGUGCCCGAGGAUAAGCAUUCCAAUAAAGAUAAACAAAUGUCAAUUGGACGCAAAAAGUUCAAUAUGGAUCCCAAGAAAGGCAUUGAAUAUCUCGUCGAGAAUCGACUGCUGCGCCACGAUCCGCAGGAUGUGGCGCACUUCCUCUACAAGGGCGAGGGCCUGAACAAGACGGCAAUAGGCGAUUACCUCGGCGAGAAAAACGAUUUCAACGAGGAUGUGCUGAAGGCAUUUGUGGCGCUGCACGAUUUCACCAAUCUGAUACUGGUGCAAGCUCUAAGGCAAUUUCUGUGGUCAUUUCGCUUGCCCGGCGAGGCCCAAAAGAUCGAUCGAAUGAUGGAGACAUUCGCGCAACGCUACUGUCAACUCAAUCCGGAUAUAUUCACCAACACGGAUACCUGCUACGUGCUCAGCUUCGCCAUUAUAAUGCUCAACACAUCACUGCACAAUCCAUCGGUCAAAGACAAACCCACCGUGGAGCAAUUCAUCUCGAUGAAUCGUGGCAUCAACAACGGCGGUGAUUUGCCGCGUGGCCUGCUUGAGUCACUGUACGAGUCGAUACGCACAGAGCCCUUCAAGAUACCCCAAGACGAUGGCAACGAUCUGAUGCACACUUUCUUCAAUCCCGACAAGGAGGGCUGGCUCUGGAAGCAGGGCGGCAGAUACAAAUCGUGGAAGCGACGAUGGUUCAUACUGAAUGACAAUUGCCUGUAUUACUUCGAGUAUACCACAGAUAAGGAGCCGCGCGGCAUAAUACCGCUAGAGAAUAUAUCGGUGCGCGAGAUACAGGAUCGCAGCAAGCCGCAUUGCUUUGAGCUGUUUGCCACCGGCGGCGCCGACAUCAUAAAGGCAUGCAAGACUGAUUCCGAGGGCAAGGUGGUAGAAGGCAAGCACACGGUCUACCGCAUGUCGGCCGCAACGGAGGAGGAUCAACAGGAAUGGAUCAAGCGCCUGACACAGUCCAUCAGCCACAAUCCGUUCUACGAUAUUCUGGUACAAAGGAAGAAGAAGGCGCUCAGCAAGAGUUAGUAUUAGAUCGGCGCUAGAUGGGCACGUCCCCGAUGGGCAUUGCUCUUGUAUUGGAUCUCAGUGGAAUAUUGCUGCGUGCGCUUGCGUCUGCGUCUAUAUGUGUGUGGGUGGCUGUCUUUGUAUGUGUGUGUGUGUCUGUGUGCUUGUGAAUGCAUCUGUGCUCGUUCGUGUGUAGAGUACCACUGUGUAUGUAAGAGUGUAUAUGUAUAUGUAUAUAUAUAUAUUCAAAAUAAUAUUUAAUU
This is a messenger RNA of Drosophila hydei, 3189 nucleotides long. RefSeq names its product cytohesin-1 (gene step). The record is from RefSeq and is a predicted model, not a curated record. Gene Ontology annotation, biological process: regulation of ARF protein signal transduction. The coding region runs from base 695 to 2947 and encodes 750 amino acids. Lineage: Eukaryota; Metazoa; Arthropoda; Insecta; Diptera; Drosophilidae. The transcript is spliced from 9 exons. Gene Ontology annotation, molecular function: guanyl-nucleotide exchange factor activity.